Messenger RNA from Macroventuria anomochaeta, 918 nucleotides. RefSeq lists its product as uncharacterized. The record is from RefSeq and is a predicted model, not a curated record. The coding region runs from base 184 to 693 and encodes 169 amino acids. Lineage: Eukaryota; Fungi; Ascomycota; Dothideomycetes; Pleosporales; Didymellaceae. The transcript has a single exon.
UCAUAAAUAUCCUCAAACCAUCUUGGAUGCAAUAGACUUCAUCAGAGCAAUUGGGCUUUUUGUACCAUUGGGUUGACAGGUAUUGCAUACCGCAGGACGACACCCCGGAAAAGCGACUCCGAAUCUCACAGAUGGACCGAAUAUAUACCAAAGCAGAAGCCGCCAUCAUUGCCACUGCAGGCAAUGAUCCUAAUCAUGGUGUGCCUGGUGUCAAUGCUCGACAGCGACAACCACCAAGCUGUGCGACGAUCAACAGACAGCUUUACAUCAUCGUCCCACCCGAUCCAGCAUAUGAAAUCAGGGCAUCUAAAUGGAUCUCUCGAGCCUGGACAUAUCAAGAAUGUGUCCUAUCCUGACGCCGAAUUAUCUUUUGGAACCAGCAAGUCUACUUCAAAUGUUCGGCAAUGCACUGCUACAAAGCAAUGCGGGCAUUGGUACACUUAUUUCAUAGUGUCCUUUACAUACAACUUUCGAAGUGGGACAAGCCGGGUCUAUUUCCAGUCAAACCUAAUCGUCGCACGCUUGCCGAACUCUUUCGUCACGUAUCCCAGUACCAGACACGUGAGCUCUCGUAUCCUAAAGAUGUUCCCAAUGGGAUGCUUUGUAUAUUCGCAGCUUUUUGGCAAGGCCCGUUGGAGGGAAACUAGAGCAGAACUGAACAGCAAAUCGUGCAAAUUGCAGGCAUACCGCUAACACUUACAUCAUCCUCUGUACACAUGACCGGCUCGAUCUGCAAACCUAACCUACCACUUGCAAAGAGACACGCAGUUCAUUACCGGAUUGGUUUGGAGGCUGAAGAAACCUGCUAAGCGACGGCCUGGGUUCCCAAGUUGGUCAUGGACAGAAUGGUAUGGAGUUGUCCUGCCCCCCCCCCCCUCCCCCCCCCUCCCACGAAACAAACGGUUUCAUCCCUAACAG